This is a messenger RNA of Anolis sagrei ordinatus, 1524 nucleotides long. NCBI's taxonomy places the organism in Eukaryota, Metazoa, Chordata, Lepidosauria, Squamata, Anolidae. The record is from RefSeq and is a predicted model, not a curated record.
AUGAACAGAGAGGAUGGGAGGACACCGCAAGUUUCAGUGGGACCAGAAACUACCAUUCCCGUAAAGCAGACUCCUCAAGUCCCAGAAACAACUGCUCCCGUAAAGCAGACUCCUCAGGUUCCUGUGACACCAGAAACUACCAUUCCCGUAAAGCAGACUCCUCAAGUCCCAGAAACAACUGUUCCCGUAAAGCAGACUCCUCAGAUUCCUGUGACCAGAAACUACCAUUCCUGUAAAGCAGACUCCUCAAAUUCCAGUGAGACCAGAAACUACAAUUCCCGUAAAGCAGACGCCUCAAAUUCCACUAAGACCGGAAACUACCAUUCCCGUAAAGCAGACGCCUCAAAUUCCAGUAAGACCAGAAACUACCAUUCCUGUAAAGCAGACUCCUCAAAUUCCAGUGAGACCAGAAACUACCAUUCCCGUAAAGCAGACGCCUCAAAUUCCACUAAGACCGGAAACUACCAUUCCCGUAAAGCAGACUCCUCAAAUUCCAGUGAGACCGGAAACUACCAUUCCCGUAAAGCAAACGCCUCAAAUUCCACUAAGACCGGAAACUACCAUUCCCGUAAAGCAGACGCCUCAAAUUCCAUAAGACCAGAAACUACAAUUCCCGUAAAGCAGACGCCCCAAGUUCCAUUGAGACCAGAAACAACCUUCCCUCCAGUGAAGAUCCCUCAGAAACCAACGACUUUUCCUCCAGUUCAAACACCCACGCCUGAACCACAGGAAACGACCACUGCUGUUGUGUGCGAGGAUGGAGAAGACAGUAAGAACCCUGGAUGUAAACCAGUGGAGGUGACAACUCCAGCACCAACCACCGACUCUGAGCAGAUUAUUACUCGAGGUCCUCAGAAAGAUUGUGUGACACGCUGGUUUAGCAUGGAUAAGCCAUCUGGGAUUGGCGACAUCGAAAUCCUUUUGAACGUCAUGGAUAUGUAUCCCGAGGAAGCUUGCUUUGAUCCAACAGCAAUGGAGAUCCAGACUCUGGAUGGGAUCCCGGCCUCUGAAACCGGACAAGUGUUUGUUGUGAACAAUGCCAGCUUCGGCGUUGUCUGUAUCAACAGCAUGCAGAAGAAAGGAGAGCAGUGCUUGGACUACCAGGUGCGAUUCACCUGCCCUCCAUAUUUCUGCUCUGGUGAAGUCCAUACCACACCUGAACCAGAAUGUGGAGGACCUCCUGCUUUUACUCCCACCCCAGAACUAGUCCAAACUACCCCAGAGAUCCCAGUGAAAGGUAAUGAAGAACCAACCACUCCAGGACCAGCUGUAGUUACACGUCCUGCUCCAACCUGCAACCCAGAACCAGCUCAGACCACAGCACAAACUACUCCGCAAGUUCCUGUCAUUUGCAAGACUCGUUGGUUCAACCAGGACAAUCCUGAGGGCAACGGGGACCAUGAACUCUUAACUGAGCUCCGACAGGUGUACUCCCGAGAUAUUUGCCCCGAACCAACUGAUAUCGAGGCACAGACCGUAAACGGCAUCCCGGCUUCUGAGACGGGUCAAAAGUUCGCUGUGUGA